Messenger RNA from Pongo pygmaeus (Bornean orangutan), 2693 nucleotides. RefSeq names its product macrophage erythroblast attacher, E3 ubiquitin ligase (gene MAEA). The transcript has 9 exons. Gene Ontology annotation, cellular component: GID complex; nucleus; cytoplasm. Lineage: Eukaryota; Metazoa; Chordata; Mammalia; Primates; Hominidae. The record is from RefSeq and is a predicted model, not a curated record. Gene Ontology annotation, biological process: proteasome-mediated ubiquitin-dependent protein catabolic process. Gene Ontology annotation, molecular function: protein binding; ubiquitin protein ligase activity. The coding region runs from base 342 to 1433 and encodes 363 amino acids.
AGGAGCGUGCGCAGAGGCGUGGGAGGCCUAAGGAGUAAGCGGCGGGAUGUGGACCCUGAGAGCCACUGCCAGGGAGGUGGGGUCUUUCCAGUGGUGAAGACACCGUGGCCCCGCUUGCCUGCCCUCGUUCUCAACAUCCUGACUCAUUUGCUCACCAGCAAGUGUGAGUCCUGCUCCGUAGCAGACGGUGAUGCUAGCUGCCAUUUGCAAGCCCUCCUGUGUGGCUGUCUGGUGUGGACGAAAGCGUGUGCACCCUGUCACCCGAGGUGCCCUACGAGACGCUGAACAAACGCUUUCGCGCAGCUCAGAAGAACAUUGACCGGGAGACCAGCCACGUCACCAUGGUGGUGGCCGAGCUGGAGAAGACGCUGAGCGGCUGCCCCGCCGUGGACUCCGUGGUCAGCCUGCUGGACGGCGUGGUGGAGAAGCUCAGUGUCCUCAAGAGGAAGGCGGUGGAGUCCAUCCAGGCUGAGGACGAGAGCGCCAAGCUGUGCAAGCGCCGGAUCGAGCACCUCAAAGAGCACAGCAGCGACCAGCCCGCGGCGGCCAGCGUGUGGAAGAGGAAACGCAUGGAUCGCAUGAUGGUGGAGCACCUGCUGCGUUGCGGCUACUAUAACACGGCCGUUAAGCUGGCGCGCCAGAGCGGCAUCGAGGACCUAGUGAAUAUUGAGAUGUUCCUGACGGCCAAAGAGGUGGAGGAGUCCCUGGAGAGGCGUGAGACUGCCACCUGCCUGGCCUGGUGCCAUGACAACAAGUCCCGGCUUCGGAAGAUGAAGAGCUGCCUGGAGUUCAGCCUCAGAAUCCAGGAGUUCAUUGAACUCAUCCGGCAGAAUAAGAGACUGGACGCUGUGAGACAUGCAAGAAAGCACUUCAGCCAAGCAGAAGGGAGCCAGCUGGAUGAGGUGCGCCAGGCCAUGGGCAUGCUGGCCUUCCCACCCGACACGCACAUCUCCCCGUACAAGGACCUCCUGGACCCUGCACGGUGGCGGAUGCUGAUCCAGCAGUUCCGGUACGACAACUACCGACUACACCAGCUGGGAAACAACUCUGUGUUCACCCUCACGCUGCAGGCCGGCCUCUCAGCCAUCAAGACACCACAGUGCUACAAGGAGGAUGGCAGCUCCAAGAGCCCUGACUGCCCUGUGUGCAGCCGCUCCCUGAACAAGCUGGCGCAGCCCCUGCCCAUGGCCCACUGUGCCAACUCCCGCCUGGUCUGCAAGAUUUCUGGCGACGUGAUGAACGAGAACAACCCGCCCAUGAUGCUGCCCAACGGCUACGUCUACGGCUACAAUGUGAGGGGGACAGGGCAGGGGGGCCAGGCUGGCACGCAUCGUCAUUGGGACAGGGCUGUGUGGGGCGGGCAGGGCAGGGGGGCCAGGCUGGCACGCGUCGCCACUGGGACAGAGCUGUCCUCUCACCCCACCCUGCCUUAGCUUCAUUCGAAAUGGAUGAAGGGGUGAGAAGGACAGGCAAGGUGGCCCCAGGAUUUCUUUGGCAGGUGUGUCUUCGGGAAAGAACUUUGCCUGAGAGGAUGAGUGAUUCCCUGGUGGUUCAUUGUGGGGAUUUUCCGUGGAAAUCCGUGUUUACGUUGUAUUCGCUUGCCUUAAUGCAUUCCCGCUUUUAUUUUUCAGUCUCUGCUUUCUAUCCGUCAAGAUGAUAAAGUCGUUUGCCCGAGAACCAAAGAAGUCUUCCACUUCUCACAGGCCGAGAAGGUGUACAUCAUGUAGGCCCCAUGUCGUGAAGCGCACGCCUUGGGGACGGGCUGCGGCGGGCGGGGAGGCCACGCCUUCCUCCUGUCCCUCGCUCCAGCCUGCCACGGCGUUUCUGUUUCUUGCGACCAAAGAUCAGUGAGCAAUGAUAAAUACUCUUAGGAAGAGAGAAAAUAAGGUUUAAUAAGUUUGUACUUGAAAACAUUUUGAUUGGUAGGAUUUUGUAACACGUCAACCAUUUGAUGCUUCGGAAAAGUACUUUCAACUUGCGAAGGAAACUUUUCUUUAAAGACUGACCUAAACACCGAGGGAAACUUUAGAACGUUUAAAAUAUAGGAGUCCGUGAUUUCCCUGUGUUUUCAGUUUCUUUCCUUCUGUGAACGAUGAGACUUGGAGAACGGGCUGGUCCUUCACCGCUUUCUGUUGGCCCUGGCCCGGCCGGGGAAGGUGGCAGCGGCACUGGACUGACCUGCAGUGACCCGUGAUGCCGCGCCACGAGGGACACUUAUGGCUUCAUUCGAGAGCUGCUGCCAAAACGCCUGGCGCCGCCACCGUCGGGCCGGCUUCGAGGACACCCGCCUGCCUCGCGGGCCGUGUCCGCGGGACUGUGUUCGUACGUGCGUAGUUUCGAUAUCACAUCGCGGGGCUGUGUUCGUACGUGCGUAGUUUCAAUAUCACACCCUCUGUGUGCCGCCUUACUUCCUGCUUCGAGAAUGUAUAACGUGGAAAUCCACGGGACCAAGUUUCUGCAGAGGCCUUGCCGGAUGGUUCCACAACUGUAGAGUCUAAUUACUAUCCAUUACAGAAAUUAAUCGUUCAGUUGAAAGAAGUACUGAUGACUUUUCAAAACAAAUGAACCACCGUAGUUGACAGAGAACCGUAUCGUAGAGGUUUGUAGUUAGUGCUUAUUUUUGCAUGUUGAUGUUGACUAGCUAAUAAACUGUAAAUGUAAACCAUGCGAAUAAAAUGGUUUUCUAUUUCUCA